CCAACGCGCCGCUCUCUCUGCCUCCGCUCCUGCUUCUCCCCUCUCCUCCGCCAUCUUCUUCCUCCGCAAGCCGAGAGAAGAGAAGAUGGGGAAGCGAUGGAUCCCGCUCGAGGCCAACCCGGACGUCAUGAACCAGUUCAUGUGGGGGCUGGGAGUCACCGAGGGGGAGGUGCAGUUCUGCGACGUCUACGGCCUCGACGACGACCUGCUCGCCAUGGUGCCCCAGCCCGUGCUCGCCGUCAUCUUCCUCUACCCGCUCACCUCCCAGGAUGACAAGGUGGAGGAAUACGACGCUUCAACCACCUCCACGGCAGGGGGCAAGGAUUUAAGCAAGAAUGUGUACUUCACAAAACAGACUGUUGGCAAUGCUUGUGGAACAGUUGGCGUUAUUCAUGCAAUAGGGAAUGCUGCAUCCAAUAUCAAUCUGGUUGAGGGAUCUUAUUUUGAUAGGUUUUAUAAACGAACAACUGAUAUGGAUCCAGUCCAGCGUGCCGCCUUUCUAGAGGAGGAUGAUGAGAUGGAGGGUGCUCAUUCAAUUGCUGCUUCUGCUGGUGACACUGAUGCAAAUGUUGAUGUGAAUGAACAUUUUGUAUGUUUCUCUUGUGUUGAUGGUGAACUUUAUGAGCUUGAUGGACGAAAAUCGAAACCAAUAUCUCAUGGCCCUUCAUCACCUGAUACAUUGCUGCAGGAUGCUGCUAAAGUCAUCAAAGCCAGAAUUGCGCAGAACCCUGACUCAAUGAACUUCAAUGUCAUGGCUCUUUCAAAACAGUGAACCGGUGAUGUAAAGUGGAAUGGAUAGGUUUGAUCUUUUCCUAUUCCAUGGUCUGAUGCCCGAUAGUCUACGUACUCUGAAGGAAAAAGAGGGGUGUAGUUGGUUGCCUUAAAGUAAAACUGUGCUCUUUGCACGAAGUUCAGAUCCUAUGACCUGCAAUGUUGUUUGAUAUACUUUCUCCUCCUAGCAAUUUAGAUAGAACUACUGUCACAGAUUUAUGUUUUCGCAUCUUUUGUAUCGAAUUCAGAAUGGAGUCUUAGCUACUGGAGUGAAAGAGUUCAAAGUGCACU
Messenger RNA from Lolium rigidum, 1062 nucleotides. Its product is annotated as ubiquitin carboxyl-terminal hydrolase 3-like. Gene Ontology annotation, molecular function: cysteine-type deubiquitinase activity. The transcript has 9 exons. Gene Ontology annotation, biological process: ubiquitin-dependent protein catabolic process; protein deubiquitination. Bases 86 to 772 code for a protein of 228 amino acids. The record is from RefSeq and is a predicted model, not a curated record. NCBI's taxonomy places the organism in Eukaryota, Viridiplantae, Streptophyta, Magnoliopsida, Poales, Poaceae. Gene Ontology annotation, cellular component: cytoplasm.